CUUUAAUGCCAUUCAUACAAGGCCAUAACGUAUGGAUACAGAACAGGGCAGCAUCUGGUACUUAUACUGAUGCUGGAGCCACCGAACAUAAUCAAAAAGGACACUGGAGCUGGGGUAGCCAUGCUAUCGACCAGCAAGGAGCAUCUGCUCACAAGGGUUAUCAUUUGUAUAUCCCUGAAAAUUAUACAACAUUUUGGCUUGUUUUCGGAGUUGCUUCCUCUACUGAAGAUGAUAAAUGGCGCGGUCCAAUCAACAAUGAUGGGGAUAAAUGUUGGCAUUUUCAUGGUACUGAAGAUGCUUGGGAUGUAUAUGAAUGUCCAAACUAA
This is a messenger RNA of Funneliformis caledonium, 326 nucleotides long. The record is from the annotation of a GenBank genome assembly. NCBI's taxonomy places the organism in Eukaryota, Fungi, Glomeromycota, Glomeromycetes, Glomerales, Glomeraceae.